GUUUUCGGUAUGCUGAAAUUAUAUGCUUAGUACUAAGAAAUGCGUUAAGAACUGCAAAUGAUACUAAAUUAAUCCAGUACUAAAUGUCGCUAGAUUUUGAAGCUCCUAAUGUUCCUGAGCAACUACAACUAACAUAGCUGAUAGCCCCUCUGAUAGUGGGUCGACAAUAUAAUUUAUGGACGACCUUUGAAAGAAUCUUAAGUGACCUUGAAAAAUAUUAGCCAAUUCGAAAACAAUUAGUAUGGAGUAAAAAUAUAUUAUACAACACCAAAAAAUGAGAAUUUGAUCUACUUAUGGACCAUAAGCGCCCUAAAUUAUGUUCUCUGGAAACUGAAAGUGCUGACAAUGAAGUGGAUAUCCUUCAACCCAGCGAAGUUGGAAUCAGUACGUUCGUACAGCCUUUAGUUGAAGGGUUCGAGGCAACGUUGAAAAAUAGAUGGGAAGACUUUAUUGUUCGUGAAUUUAGAGGUCAAAAUUAUGCAAGGCUUACUGAUUUAACACCAAUUCCGGAUCCUACUCCUGAAGCUAAUGAUUUUACUAUGGAAAAGAAACUUGAAGUUCAUUUGUCUGAACUUCAAAACUUGAGCCGUGGUGAUAUUGAAGUAUUAAAAAUUAAAGCACCAGAUGAUAAAGCAGACAGAACACAGAUUCACCAAGCAAUACGUGCAUUGUUCCCAUCACUUGAAAGCACAACAUCACAAGAGGGCAAUGAAAAUAUGAUUGUUGUACAUCGAAAAGACCAUCCUGAAGCCAAAGGUUCACGACAAUCCAGAAGAAGAGCCAAUGGUAUGUCUAAAAGUGCACCAUAUUGCCAUUUUGUACUUUACAAGGAGGGUAAAGACACACUUAGUGCUAUCCAAGUUCUCAGUCGUUUCCUUCAUGUUGGACCUAGUACAUUUUCAUUUGCUGGCACAAAAGAUCGUCGAGCAAUUACCACACAGUUUGUUACAGCGAAAGGUAUAAAUUCGAAAACGCUAUCAUUACUGAAUACACGGCUUCAUGGCUUACGUUUAGGCAAUUUUUCAUACGUUUCUUCUCCUCUGUUUCUCGGAGAUUUAGACGGAAAUCAGUUCGUAGUUGUGCUAAGAUCGGUGUGUGCACCAAGAUCCGUCAUUGAAACUGCAGUUGGGACUUGGAAAAGUACUGGUUUUGUAAACUAUUACGGUCUCCAAAGAUUUGGUCAUUCUUCCAAAUCCAAAAGUUUCGAAAUUGGAAAAUAUCUUAUUCGUUCAAAAUGGGCGGACGCUAUUGACCUUAUCUUAAAACCAACUUAUGCAGACUUACCUUUUCUUAGAAAGGUCAAAGAAAAAUUCUUACAAUCCGGCGAUGCAAAGGGUUGUGCCGACGAUUGUCCAUUGGGUAUAGAAAAGACUUUACUGUUAGGUAUUGCAAAGUAUGGCAAAACUUUGAAGGCCAUUCAAAUGCUUCCUCGAAACCUUCGUCAACUCUAUGUGCAUAGUUAUCAAUCUUUCUUAUGGAACCAUGUGGCAAGUUUACGUAUGACUCAUCAAAAUCCUGGUGACCUUUUUGCAAAGCCUGGUGAUCUUUAUUAUAAUGAUCAGAAUGUAAUAACCCCAGAUAAUUGUGAAGAUGAUAUCAACUUCGACGAUUCUGUAUUAGAAACAAACGAAUCUGCAAUAUCAUCAGCAAAUUCUCUUCCAUCAUCUAAAUUAUCAUUCAUACAUCCACUAGUAGUUGGAGAAAAUGAGAAAAUCCCUUUAAAUUCAGUUGUACUUCCUGUUCCUGGUUACGCUAUACAUUAUCCAAAAAAUCAUACGUGUUAUUAUCUGAGCUUCAAUGUCGAUUAAUGGGCUAAGUGAGGAAGAAUUAUCUGAAAAGUUCCUUGUUUCAAUAACUCAUUUUAAAGUAAUAUAUCCAUCAGGCUCGUGACUAAUAUAAAAAAUAACAUAUUUUAUACUUACCUACUCAAUCGACAACUUCCUCUGAACAUGUGAUAGCGAACCCAAUACCCUUCUCUUGAUCCGAACAGUUUUCAGACUUUUACAAAAGCUUAAUUUUGCCUUUGUACUCCUGUCAACACUGGGAAUACAUAAAGUAAUUUAACUAAAGCCUUUACUGCUUUUUUAUACAAGUACAAAGUCCCCAAAAUCGUCGUACAAUUAUUAUUUGCUUAUCCUCAAUAAUUGAUUUAGGCGCCGAUUGGUAUGCCAAAUUACUAAAAGAAGGUUGUUUGACAGUCAAAGAUUUCAGUCAUUCAGUUAAAGACUUUGCACUCCCUGGUUCUUAUCGGAAAUUAAUUGUUGUCCCAGAAAAUGUAAAAUAUGAAUUUCAUGAAUAUUCAAACCCUGAUACACCUCUAGUGAAGUCUGAUCUUCAGAUACUAAAUGGUACAAUUACAAAUAAUAUUUUAACUUCUGCUUCACAAAAUGAGACACAAAAUACUGAUAUCUGCUUAGAUAAAGAUGAAAAACAACAGGCUGUCGUCCUGACGUUUAAUUUACCGAAAUCGAGUUACGCUACCAUGGCAAUACGCGAAUUAACGAAAACUGUUAUAGAAAAGAAAUAGAAGUUUAUGAAAAUUCCUUUCUGAAACUUGAUUUCCUAAACCGUAUCCCAUAAAAUUAUGUGUAAAUUAACAUGAUCUAUGUAUAUUCUUCUUUAAAAAAUUAUCCAAGUAGAUUUUACCAUUUUGAGUAGUCCCAAAAGUGGUUCCUGCAGGAGUCUGUUUAAAAGCAAACAAAAUCAAUCAGACAUGGGUUAUUAGUCUACUGAAGAAGAGUGGGAAUCUUUCUAUGAAACACACAUCGGUUUUUCUCUGUCUUAUUGAGAUUUACGUAGCCCUUAGCUUAUUGGUUUAACUAUAGUUCUUCAAACUGAAGUCCUGAAAAUAAUGAUGAAGGCUCACAAGAUGAGUGUCGUGGUUCGAGAGACCUAUGUUAUAUAUAUAUAUAUAUGUCUAGUAGUCGGCGAAACUCUCUCCAUUUACUAAGUGAUAAACGGAUAACUCUCCUGUUCGUACACUAGCUUUGUACUAAUUACGAGACUAUUUAUGAAAAUCAGUCAGCAACAGCCUGUGGGAGAGAAAACAACUUCCAGCUGAAUAGAAAAUUAGUUAAAACGCUGGAGAUGAGUAGGACAUACAUUGGGGAAAUCGUAAAACUGCAUCGCGAUGCAAGCGCUUACCUGCAAUCCUGAAGGAAAACGUAACAAAGGGAAGCCGAAAAACACAUUACGUCGGGAAUCGAAAGCGGACAUCAAAACGAUGAAUAGCAACUAGAGAUGAUUUCCCAGGACAAAUUUCGAUGGAAAACACUGGUGAGCAACUUAUGCUCUUCCACAAAGGGGCGGGUAGUGAAAUUCUGAGAAGGCACAAAGUAGAUAUGCGCCCUAAAAACCCAAACCGAAGGUAGUCUUAUUAGGGGCCCACUCCCCUAGCCUUCG
Schistosoma rodhaini is the source of this 3402-nucleotide messenger RNA. NCBI's taxonomy places the organism in Eukaryota, Metazoa, Platyhelminthes, Trematoda, Strigeidida, Schistosomatidae. The record is from the annotation of a GenBank genome assembly.